GGGGGUUGUUAAAAGGGGUUGCGCAGGAAGCUGACAUGAGUUUGUGUUCAUUAUUUCUGCAGAGUUUGCUGUAAACGCGGUCCAGGCGAGAAAUAGUGAGAAAUUCUUACAAGUUUUGUUUCUUUUUUCGUUUAAAACAGUUACGCCGUCCUAAAAGAAAGCCCGCCUGGCGUUUUGCAGAAACCGUGCCGCAGCCGUGUCUCAGUUAGCUGGCAUUUAAAAGGGCUGACCUCACCCUCGCAGGGAAGCGCUAAAGCCAUCGGUGUACCGCUGAAGAGCGGAGUGGAACAUCAUGUCUCAGGCGACCAAGAGAAAGCACGUGGUGAAGGAGGUUCUGGGAGAUUACGUCAUCCCUUCAGAACAGCAACAGAUCGUUCGGGUUCUGGGAACUCCUGGGAACAACCUCCAUGAAGUGGAGACAGAGCAGGGAGAGCGAUUCCUGGUCACCAUGCCAACCAAAUUCAGAAAGAACAUCUGGAUUAAACGAGGUGAUUUCCUUGUCGUGGAUCCCAUUGAGGAAGGAGAGAAAGUGAAAGCGGAGAUCAGCGUAAUCCUCCACAAGGAUUACAUCAGAUACCUGCAGAAAGCAGGAGUCUGGUCUGAAAAGUUCUGCGCGGGAGCGUCCGAGAUUGACAGCGGCAGCAAAAACGGACACUCCGAAGUUGAAAAAGCUGAUGGCUGCUUGGAGGAGGAGGAGGGGGGGUCAGAGGACAGCGAAUCAGAGCCGGACGACAGCGACCUGUUUGUGAACACGAACCGGGUGAACUACGAAUAUACAUACAGCGAGGAGGAGGAGGAAGAGGAGGAAGGCAGUGCAGACGGGACGACCUGAUCUGUUCUCAAUCUUCCAGGAACACAAGCCCCCCCCCUCCCCCAGAAGAGAGCCGUACAGCACUCUGAACGCCGCAGUGUUCUCAGACUCCUUGGAGCCGCACCUACUUGAUACUUGAAGACUCCCCCGCCCCUCCCUCAUCUAACGCAGGGGUUCUCAAACCCGCUCCCGGGAGGAGGGGAGGCUAAAAUCCUACAUUUCGUUAUCUUGGGACUUUCUAAGAGUUUAUGUCUGGGGAGAACUGAAGCAUUUCAUUUCUCGCCAAAAGAAACUUGUAUGUAUGUAUGUAGAUAUGGAUUAUAAAUACACAUUACAAAGUAA
Messenger RNA from Polyodon spathula (Mississippi paddlefish), 1153 nucleotides. It is a transcript of the gene eif1ad, whose product is annotated as eukaryotic translation initiation factor 1A domain containing. The transcript is spliced from 6 exons. The coding region runs from base 293 to 832 and encodes 179 amino acids. The record is from RefSeq and is a predicted model, not a curated record. Gene Ontology annotation, biological process: translational initiation. Gene Ontology annotation, cellular component: nucleus. Lineage: Eukaryota; Metazoa; Chordata; Actinopteri; Acipenseriformes; Polyodontidae. Gene Ontology annotation, molecular function: RNA binding; translation initiation factor activity.